AUGGGUGAUUUCAACGCCACUCUCCACUCACAUGAAAAACAAGGUCCAGGGAAGUUUAGUCUGGGCUCUGCAGCGGAAUUUGGAGCCAUGGUAGAUGCUUGCUCCAUGUCUCAGGUUCCCUCGAUUGGCAGAAAAUUCACUUGGACAAACAAUCGAUGCCGUGGAAAUGUUUGUUCGGUUUUGGACAGAAGUUUCUUCAGAGGCCUCAAAAUUGCCCAGUUAGAUUUCACCGAUUCUGGAUGGAUCACGACGACUUUGAUAGAGUGGUGGCAGAUUCUUGGUCGGAAUGGAUUUUGGGAGCUUCCUAUCUAUGUUCUUGUCAAUAAGCUUAAAAAGCUUAAGGGUGUGAUCAGAGACUGGGCGAGGUCCGCUUUUCCUCAUCUGGAUUGGGCGCUGGAAGAGGCAAAGAGGGGUCUAGCGCAGAUUCAGGAGCAGAUUGAUACAGAAGGUAUGGAUGAUCAGUUGUAUGCCUUGGAGGCCGUGGCUAAGACUACCCUGAUUAAGGUCAUGGAAAAUCAUGAAAAAAUGUGGGCUGCAAAAGCAAGGAUUAGAUGGCUGAAAUUUGGUGAUAGAUACUCCAAAUGCUUCCAACUUUCUACCAAAAUGAGGAGGAAUAAGAUCACGAUCAGAUCACUUAAGAAGCAGGAUGGCUCCAUGGUUGAUGAUCCCAUCCAAAUAGGGAACUACAUAGUUGACUUCUAUGAGAAUUUUCACAAAGCUACCCCGACUGUACAACAUGAGGAAUUACUGGACAAUAUUCCCUUAAUCCUAAACCAAAUUGAUCACUACCACAUGGAUGCCCUUCCUGGUGAUGCAGAGAUUAAAAGGGUUGUGUGGGAGCUUGAUCCGGACAGCUCGCCAGGUCCUGAUGGCUUCCCUGGGGCCUUCUUCAGAAGAUGCUGGCAUAUUGUGGAAAAAAAAGUGAGCAACGCAGUCAGAUAUUUUUUCAGCUCAAGCUCCAUGCCGCAGGGUGUGAACAACAAUUUCCUUGUGCUGAUCCCAAAAGUAGAUGGGGCAGAUAACCUAGGAAACUUCCGCCCCCUAUGCAUGGGAAACUUCUUCUGCAAAAUUAUUACAAAGGUGAUGGCAUUGUGGUUGGAGCCUCUUCUUCCCAGAUUAAUAUCUGAUGAGCAAGGCGCUUUCCGAAAAGGAAAGAUUAUCCAUGACAAUAUUAUUGUCGCUUCAAAGCUUGUGAACUUGAUGUUCUCGUCCACCAGAGGAGGGGCUACCAGCAUAAAAAUCGACAUCAAAAAAGCCUAUGACACAAUUGACUGGAAGUUUACUUUUCAGGUUAUGCAUAGAUUCGGUUUCUCUGAGAGAUGGAUCGGAUGGCUCAACCAAAUUCUGAUAUCUACUAAGAUAUCAAUUCUAGUUAAUGGAGGACCGCAAGGAUUUUUUAAUGUGGAACGAGGCCUGAGACAAGGUCAAUGCAUCAAUCUUGACAAAAGUAAGCUUUUCCUCGGCAAGAUUGCUUCAGCAAGGAAGCAGAGUAUCUCUAAUAUUUUGGGAAUUUGGAGUUGUAGCUUCCCUACAAAAUAUUUAGGGGUUGAAAUCUUUAACGGUCGGUUAAAAAAGAAGUUGUGGACUGAUUUAGCUGCUGUGUAUUUUCCAACUAAUCCCUGGAUGAUGGUGGGUGAUUUUAAUGCUUUGUUGGCCUCGCAUGAGAAGCAAGGAACUGGUGCAUUUAAUUUGGGGUCUACCGCAGAGUUUUCUGCCAUGGUUGAUGUUUGUCAUCUGAUUCAGUUGCCUUCCCUGGGUGUGAAAUUUACUUGGACAAACAAUAGAAAGAGAGGGAAUGUGUCGGAUGUUCUAGACAGGGGUUUUUGUAAUGAGGCAUGGCUAUCUUAA
Macadamia integrifolia is the source of this 1848-nucleotide messenger RNA. RefSeq lists its product as uncharacterized. NCBI's taxonomy places the organism in Eukaryota, Viridiplantae, Streptophyta, Magnoliopsida, Proteales, Proteaceae. The transcript has 3 exons. The record is from RefSeq and is a predicted model, not a curated record. The coding region runs from base 1 to 1848 and encodes 615 amino acids.